This is a messenger RNA of Colletotrichum orchidophilum, 279 nucleotides long. RefSeq lists its product as uncharacterized. Bases 1 to 279 code for a protein of 92 amino acids. NCBI's taxonomy places the organism in Eukaryota, Fungi, Ascomycota, Sordariomycetes, Glomerellales, Glomerellaceae. The transcript has a single exon. The record is from RefSeq and is a predicted model, not a curated record.
AUGUCCUCAAAGCAAGCUCAAAACCCCUCGCAAUACACCACCAUCUCUCGGCCCCAACAAGAUCAAUCACCACACAUCUUUACACACCAUGAAUCCAAAGGCUCAGACAGACUCAACGCCUGGCUGUCAUCUCCCGCUUCGGCGGCGCCGUUCCAUAACAUCAGUGCCUACCGAUCGUCAGCUUCCGCUUCCGGUAGCGGCGCGAACGUGUGGGGCUCGGGGCCGGCUCCGAGCAGCAACGGCGCGACGUGGGGCAGCGGGCACGGCCGUCAAAGCUGA